CGGUAAAAAAGGCUAUAAAAAAAUGAACGUAACGAUGUGGCAACGGUGAGAAGUUGUCGCUCGGUUACAGCUGACAGCUGUGAAAAUUAUUUGGAAGGCGAAAUUUCUGAAUCAACCGCAACCGAUGAUAAAGACCUAUCUCAAUCAUGGGCAGUAAUCUCGUAAUUAGCAGCUAGCCAUUAGAUAAACCCACGACAUUUUUUGUAAACUAAGAGUGUUUCGUAGGUUUUGUGUUUGAAUGUUCGGCUCCGGUUAAUGAAAAAUGGAUAAAUUGUGGUGUCGGAAAAAAGUGUGAUAAUUUAAUUUUUAGCGGCUAUGGCUGUUCAGUAAAGUGUUUUGUCAUUCUGAUUUGUUUUAUUCGUAUUUGUAUUAUAUUAUAUUAAGUUCGGUUUAAUUAUUUCAAUUAACAAUGGUAAAAGAGAAACCAAAUUCCAUCCGUAUCUACGACGAAGAAGGAUUUCGGCGACGUGCUGCAUGCAUAUGUGUCCGAUCAGACGCCGAAACCGAGGUGCUGCUGGUAACAUCGUCCAGGAAACCGGAAAAAUGGAUCGUGCCGGGUGGAGGCGUCGAACCGGAGGAGGAGCCCAGUGUCACCGCCACCAGGGAGGUUCUGGAGGAGGCUGGGGUCAUUGGCAAGCUGGGCCGUAGCUUGGGAGUCUUCGAAAAUUUGGAACACAAAGACAGAACUGAAGUGUACGUGAUGACGGUAACAGAGGAGCUGGACGAAUGGGAAGAUUCGAAAACAAUAGGAAGGAAGAGACAGUGGUUCACCAUCGAGGACGCCCUGGAACAGCUCGCUUUACACAAACCGGUGCAACGGAACUACUUGCAGCAAUUGCGUCGCUCCAAACUUACAUGACUCUAUUUCUUAUAAUUAUCAUUAUAAAAAUACUGUUACUGUCGAACACGCUUUAAGGUUUCAUCAGUUUAAUUCUAUUUUUAAAUUUUGUUUUUUUUUUUUUGUAAUCGACGAUACUGUGAGUUGUUUUAACCAGUUCAAUUUGUAGUUUAUCAUUUCGCAAUAAUAUGCUCUCCGUUUUUGUAAAUCUCGAUUCCUGCAUCCCAUUCGUAUUAAUUUAUAUGUAAUUAUAAGAUUAAUGUUUCAAAAAUAUUAAUUUGCUAUUUUUGUUAUCACUAUAUUAAGUUGAAAAAUAAAACUGUUAAUUAAUUUUUA
Molecule: messenger RNA, 1174 nt
Organism: Aethina tumida (small hive beetle)
Lineage: Eukaryota; Metazoa; Arthropoda; Insecta; Coleoptera; Nitidulidae
Gene: Aps
Product: diphosphoinositol polyphosphate phosphohydrolase 2
Exons: 3
Coding region: 410-859 (149 amino acids)
Biological process (GO): diadenosine pentaphosphate catabolic process; diadenosine hexaphosphate catabolic process; diphosphoinositol polyphosphate metabolic process
Cellular component (GO): nucleus; cytoplasm
Molecular function (GO): endopolyphosphatase activity; diphosphoinositol-polyphosphate diphosphatase activity; bis(5'-adenosyl)-hexaphosphatase activity
Source: RefSeq, a predicted model, not a curated record